This is a messenger RNA of Beta vulgaris subsp. vulgaris (sugar beet), 717 nucleotides long. RefSeq lists its product as uncharacterized. Gene Ontology annotation, molecular function: RNA-DNA hybrid ribonuclease activity; nucleic acid binding. The record is from RefSeq and is a predicted model, not a curated record. NCBI's taxonomy places the organism in Eukaryota, Viridiplantae, Streptophyta, Magnoliopsida, Caryophyllales, Amaranthaceae. The transcript has 2 exons. The coding region runs from base 1 to 717 and encodes 238 amino acids.
AUGCAAGGGUUGAACCCCAACUUCGCUUCCCACGAGCUAAACAUCAAGGAGGGGUUUCGCCCUAUCAAGCAAAAGCUUAGGCAUCAGGGUCCCGAGAGGAACGCCGCUGCCGCAGAAGAAGUGAAGAAGCUAUUAGAGGCAGGAAUCAUUGAAGAAUGCCAAUACACUGAGUGGUUAGCUAAUGUGGUCUUGGUGAAGAAGGCCAGCGGCGCUUGGCGCAUGUGCGUCGACUUCACAGACCUCAACAAAGCAUGUCCUAAAGAAACCAUCCCCUCCCGAAAAUUGACAGAAGAUAUCGAAGUAAGGGAGUCGUGGGAGCUACAGGUAGAUGGCUCUGCGACCAAGUCGGGAAGUGGAGCUGGACUGGUCAUCCUACCCUCUAUCGGGGACAAAAUGGAAUAUGCUGUGAAAUUUGACUUCCUUGCCUCAAACAACGAGGCCGAGUAUGAAGCGCUCAUUCUGGGCCUACAAAUUUGUAUCACCUCGGGAGCCCAGAACAUACUAGCAAAAUCCGACUCCCAACUAAUAGUGGGGCAGGUCUCGGGCGAGUAUGAAGCUAAGGAAGACAACAUGAGGAUGUACCUCAACAAGACCCGACAGCUCAUUCAGAAGCUAACUUCCUUCAAAAUCCAGCAUUUCCCCAGGUCCGAGAAUCAACAGGCUGAUGCCCUUGCUCGUAUGGCUAGCUCAGCGGAAGGGUUAGCCCCCGCAGCAUAA